Molecule: messenger RNA, 3100 nt
Organism: Micropterus salmoides (largemouth bass)
Lineage: Eukaryota; Metazoa; Chordata; Actinopteri; Centrarchiformes; Centrarchidae
Gene: rnf14
Product: ring finger protein 14
Exons: 8
Coding region: 1-1452 (483 amino acids)
Biological process (GO): ubiquitin-dependent protein catabolic process; positive regulation of proteasomal ubiquitin-dependent protein catabolic process; protein polyubiquitination
Cellular component (GO): cytoplasm; ubiquitin ligase complex
Molecular function (GO): ubiquitin conjugating enzyme binding; ubiquitin protein ligase activity; zinc ion binding
Source: RefSeq, a predicted model, not a curated record
AUGUCUGAGGACAAGGAAGCCCAGGAGGAUGAGCUGCUUGCAUUAGCAAGUAUCUAUGAUGAGGAGGAGUUCCACCGGGCAGAUUCGGCACAGGGGGGAGAGAUCCAGUUCUGUCUAGAGCUCCCUCCUGAUUUCAAAGUUGUUGUCAAAGGAGAGAAAACUGAAUAUCAUGUCUGCUUCUUGCCUCCUUUGGUGCUUAACUUUGAGCUUCCUGCUGACUAUCCAUCCAUGUCCGCACCAAUCUUCACGCUCAGCUCUAAAUGGAUGACCAGAGCACAGAUGAGCUCUCUGUGCAGACGCCUGGAUGAGCUGUGGGAGGAGAACCAAGGCUGUGUGAUUCUUUUCACGUGGAUCCAGCUCCUGAAAGAGGAGGCUCUGGACUUUCUGGGAAUCCAGUCUCCUCUUGAAGUCACAAGGGGAGGAAGUAAGGCAGGCGGUGAGCGCAGGAAAACAGACCCUGCAGCCACAGCUCUGACGCAGAGUGGGAAUCAUUCUGAAAACAGUGAGGAGAACAAAAGAGAGGACAAGAAGAAGGGCAAAUCUGAACCGCAGUUGUCUUCGUCUUCUCAACUAGACCCGCGGGCCGUCCUGUUGAUGGAUCCGCGCGCCGACCUCCUACCUCAGCUCCUGGAUUUUGACGAAGCGCAGCGACAGAGAGUGUUUGACAGCAAGGUGUUCUGCUGUGGGAUAUGCUUUGUAGAGAAACUGGGCUCCAACUGCCUCUGCUUUAAGGAGUGCCAGCAUGUCUACUGCAAGGCCUGUAUGACUGAAUACUUCCAGAUUCAAAUACGGGACGGCAACGUUCAGUGCCUUAAUUGCCCUGAGCCCAAAUGUACCUCCUUAGCCACACCGCUGCAGGUGAAGCAGCUGGUAGAUGAGCAGAUGUUUGCCCGUUAUGACCGUUUGCUGCUCCAGUCUAGUCUAGAUCUCAUGGCCGAUGUGGUCUACUGUCCCCGCCCUUCCUGCGGCACUGCUGUUAUGGUGGAGCCAGACACAACCAUGGGUAUUUGCUCGGCCUGCCAGUAUGCUUUUUGCACACUGUGCAAGUUGGGCUAUCAUGGUCUCUCCAACUGUAAAAUCCCUGCAGCUGAAUUGCGUAACCUCCGAGAUGAGUACCUGUCUGCCACAACGGAGGGGAAAAAGUUCAUGGAGCAACGCUUUGGGAAGAGGGUGAUCCAGAAAGCAGUGGAAGAGUCCUUUAGCAGAGACUGGCUCAAUGAGAACUGUAAAAGCUGCCCACACUGUGGAACCAACAUACAGAAAGUGGAUGGCUGUAAUAAGAUGACGUGUACCUCUUGUAGACAAUACUUUUGUUGGCUGUGCCUGGGCCUGCUCAGCAAAGUCAACCCGUACAGUCACUUUAACAACCCCAAUUCACCUUGUUACAACCAGCUCUUCCAAGGUGUGGAUCUCGAUGAAGAAGAUGCCUUCUGGAGUGAUGAGGAGGACUGACAUUAGCGCAGUACCUCAGUACCGUUUGAAUGCACUUUAUCUCACAUAACUAUCUUCACCUGUGGCACUCACUACGCCUGCAGUAGAACAACAGUGCCACUAUCCCUAUCUACCGUGGCAUCAUUAUUUAUGUUUGGAAUAUAGUCAGGCAUCUUAGGUAUAAAACAUUCAGUGCAUUGUUCCUGUUUACUUAAUAUAUGACAUAUAUCAUGUAUGUGAAGUUUUCUUUCAGGAAUGAGAGAACGAGAACAGUUCAAGCUUUAUCUCAAAGAGAAAUAGAAUCAUUUUGGUAAAAGUAGGCAUUUUCUUAAAUAUUCACUCUUAUGGUUAUGACCAUCAAGGAUACAUACUUGGAUACGUAAAUUGGCCUUUUAAAUAUGAGUGUCAUGGGACUGGAAUUUUUAUUCAAGACUUAAAGCAAGUGAACAGAAAACGAAAUUUGGUUGAAUUUCUCUUUAUUAUACAGUAAUGAGAUAAGAGUAUGUACUUUCUUCUGAAUUGGAUGUACACUUCAUGAUCAGGUUUGACAUCCCGCAGGCUAAUGAUCAAGGGCUGAUACUUGAACCACUGACUAAGCUCAGUUUGGUCAAUUCAAGGUGUUUACUUCCAGUUAGCUAGCAACCAUUCCCUCUGAGUGUGAUACUGAAAAGACGGACUCCACUUUUGCCCUUUGUCAUACUAAGUAUCUUGCUUGUUGUAAUGAGUAUCUACCCUCUGGAUAGCUUUCUGUCACCUGUCAACGUAUGACAGUUAAACCUUUCUGCUAACAAACUUCAAGGUGGAUAAUAAAGUGAAUUUCAUGAUCCAACCAAGACACAGCAUUAAGAUACAGGCUUAAAGCAAUGGAGGCAAACCUGGAGAUUUGUCACCCAGCCAUAAUUCCAAAACGACUGAGGUUUUGUUGUUUGUUUCAGCUUUAGGCUGUUUUGGUUGACUACCCGAAUGGGAAAUCCUCAGACUGUUAAUUUCAGGCUGGGUCUUUUGUCAGGAAUUACAUUUUUUCUUUUCUUCUGAAAUUGAUCUUUAGAUCUGCGUUCUCAUGAGACGAGUUUACAGAAUCGUGUAAGUCUAGCCAGCAAAAAGUGGGAUUUCAUGAGAUAGUUUGUGUGGAAUGGUUUCAUAAUUAUUUAGAGUCACAUGUAUUUGUCCAUAUAGAAUGUAAUAAAGGAGAACACUGCAGUAAAUAUUCAUGAAAGUAGAUCCUUUGAUGGAGUUACUAGGAUUGUGAUGAUUGUGUGUGUGUGUACUUGCUGGAAAAACCAAAUCAUUCAGGGACUGUGGUGUGAGAAAGAAAAAUCCUCACUUGGUAAAUAGCCAAGGCAUUUAGGAAUGAUAUUUCACUUGAUUUAAUUUACACGCUCCUUUGUACAACUUUUAUUUUAAUGUUGCCAAACAUUAGUGUCAAAGAGAGGCCAUACAAUCUUGAUAAUCUCUAGAGAUCCAAAAAUUAUUGUGUAUAAUGUUAAUUUAUUUUCAUUUUGACUGGUAAUAAUACACUCUCACUUCAGUUUGCACAUUCACUUUCCCAUCAAAGGAGAGCCACUGUUGCUUCAUGUCUCAUGUAAGAAAUGUUUGAUUACAGGGACUGGCAAAAUUCUGUUGAAAUGCAUUCAGCAUACUGUUCCUCAAAAUAAAUGUUAGCACUUAA